Messenger RNA from Eimeria mitis, 1491 nucleotides. RefSeq lists its product as uncharacterized. The record is from RefSeq and is a predicted model, not a curated record. The coding region runs from base 1 to 1491 and encodes 496 amino acids. The transcript has a single exon. Gene Ontology annotation, cellular component: nucleus. NCBI's taxonomy places the organism in Eukaryota, Apicomplexa, Conoidasida, Eucoccidiorida, Eimeriidae.
AUGAAUAUGAAAUGGCCUAUCCAUACACAGCAGCGACUGAUAUCAAAAACUUCUUCGGUGUCUGUACACCCCAAUACGAAGGAAUUAAUAAAAGAAAAGCUGCAGCAACUCAUCAACGACGAAGCAGACUCGGUUGCAUCUAUUUCAGCUCCGCUUGCUGCAGCUCUUGACGUUAUUGUUGCUGCAAAUGCAGGAACAGCAACAGCAGCAACAGCAGCAGCUAUUGCUACCAGUGGAGCAACAGCAACAGCAACAGCAGCAGCAGAUGACCUGAUAUCGAUUGAGACGCAGCAGCAGCAGCAACAGCAGCAGCAGCAGCAGCAGCAGAAUGAACAGCUGCUGGAGCCGCUUUUUGCUUCAGCAUGGGGUCUCUCAUCCCGUCGCGUUGCAUUUCUAGACUUAGAGAAGCAACGCAUGAGCCUUCGUAAGAAGCAGCAACAGCAGCAGCAGCAGCAACAGCAGCAGCAGCAACCGCAGCAGCAGCAACAGCAGCAGCAGAUGAAGCGGAUAUUGUUGCCGUUGCUAGUCCAAGCAGAUGACGACCUUGGGGUGUAUGUACACCCCGUUGCUGCACCCCCAUCUCCCUUCUCUACAAUAAAAGGAUCAGUUGAUUUCUCUCUUUUGCUGCUGCGCUGCUCAAAGGCAGCAGAUGGAUCGCAGCAACUCCGCAUGCAGCUGCUGAAGGGAGAACUGCCGCAGCUCCUGUCCACAAUCAGACGCCUGCUGCAGCAGCAGCAACAGCAGCAGCAACAGCAGCAACAGCAGCAGCAGCAGCAGCAGCAGCGAGGAGAUGGCUUUGUGAAUGACGCAGCUUGUGCAGCAGUGGCAUUGCUGCAAUCUGUUGUUGCAGCAGAUGUUUCUGCUGCUGCUGCUGCUCCUGUAGCUCCUGCUGCUGCAGCCGCUCCUGAUCCUGCUUCUGCUGCUGCUUCUGCUGCUGCUUCUGCUGCUGCCUCUCCUGCUGCUGCUUGUGCUGCUGGGGGGCCGAAAUUGAUUCCUUUGUGUUCGUCUUUAUCACCAUCUGAGGGGAGUUGUGUUUUAUCUCGUUUGCUGCUGCUGCUGCUGCAGCACUCCAUCGAUUGCCUCGUUGCUGCAGCGCAGCAGCUGCCGCCGUCGCUGCUGCUGCAUGCACUCGGAGCGUCGAUACACCUCAGCAUAUACAGACCGAGGGGGUUGCUGCCUCCUGCACAAACAGAGCCGCUGCUGCUGCAGCUGCUGCCUGCUGCUCGUCUGCUGCUGCAGCAGCACCAACGCAACCUCAACGAACUCUUUGCAGAGGAUCAACAAGACAACAACAACAGCAACAGCAGCAGCAACAGCAGCAGCAGCAGCAGCAGCAGCAGCAGCAGCAGGUUCAGCUCUCCAGAGUUUCCUCUUCGUGUUGCUGCGUUUGUGCUGCCGCUGUUGGGUUGGGUGCACCGCUUCGGUUUAGCUGCUUCGAUAGAAAACACUGCUGAUGUGCUUGCGGCUCUGGCCGACUGUGUUGGUCUGUAA